AUGAGGCCUAAGCUCACCUUUGCUUUUCUGGGGUGUUUUCUUCCAUUCAUCAUCAAUAUCGCUCUUGUUGGCUCAACAACCUGGCUCGUGAUCAAGGAUGAGAGCCCGCUAGUCGUUGUGAUUCUAAUCACGAUGUCACUGUGCGUUACUCUUGUCCUCAUCAAAGGCCUGCAUCAUUACUACACGGAGUUGCACGGAAAUAUGGAAUCUGGACCAGCGCGUCGCCUUACGGCUCGAUACAUCAUCAGAGAGCCAGAGGAAAUGGUGACACUCACUCAUCUUCAUCGACCACUCGGAAGGUCGUGGACAGUUCCAAAUCGACCAACGUCUCCAGUGCCGCCUCCGAGCCCACCUCCACCUACUCCUCGCACUCGUGGGGCUCGCUAUUUAAAGCAGUGA
Messenger RNA from Caenorhabditis briggsae, 399 nucleotides. The coding region runs from base 1 to 399 and encodes 132 amino acids. Lineage: Eukaryota; Metazoa; Nematoda; Chromadorea; Rhabditida; Rhabditidae. The transcript is spliced from 2 exons. The record is from RefSeq and is a predicted model, not a curated record.